Lucilia sericata (common green bottle fly) is the source of this 3796-nucleotide messenger RNA. Its product is annotated as putative mediator of RNA polymerase II transcription subunit 26. The record is from RefSeq and is a predicted model, not a curated record. Gene Ontology annotation, molecular function: DNA-binding transcription factor activity, RNA polymerase II-specific; RNA polymerase II transcription regulatory region sequence-specific DNA binding. The transcript is spliced from 4 exons. The coding region runs from base 497 to 3763 and encodes 1088 amino acids. Lineage: Eukaryota; Metazoa; Arthropoda; Insecta; Diptera; Calliphoridae. Gene Ontology annotation, cellular component: nucleus. Gene Ontology annotation, biological process: regulation of transcription by RNA polymerase II.
UUUGGUUCAUCGUUGUCUACUCUUCAUAUUGUGGUGCUGCCGCUGCUGUUGUUGCUAGUGUUUUUGUUGUUGUUUUUAGUUUUUGUCUUCGUUAAGUUUGGUCUAGCAUUCGUACAGUAGCGGUUCUACUGACUAGUAUUGAACAUUUUUCCAUUGUGGUAACGCCGUCGAGUUUUUAUUGUUGUUAUUAUCGUGUCCAUUGAUGUCAAAAAUAGAAGAGAAAAAAAGAAAAAAAGUAGAAUUUUUAAAUAAGAAUAAAUUUAAUAAAAAUAAUUAAAUACAAGUGCUUGUUUUUGCCAGAAUUUCAUUAAAAUGCUUGAAAUGUUCGAAUUGUUGUGAAUACGAGUUUAAUGUAAGACGACACAUUCGGCUAUAAACAUUUAACGCGUCAGACAGAGAAAAAGAGAGGGAAGAAAAAAUAAAUUAGAAUACUGACUACAAUUAAGCUGCUGCCUCCAAGACUCAACAUCAAAAUUGUUCCCAAUAAUAAUAAAAAAUGAAUAAUCAAAUGAAUAGUGCAGUGCGUAAAAUACAUAAUCUGCUCUCUAGUGGAGCAGUAACGGUUACCGGACCUAAUCAGCCGCGUAUACUUAAACAAAAAAUUGUUGGUUCCGGUGCAACCGCAACAACAGUUACAACAGCUUCGCUUGCGAAUAAUGUACAACAACAGCAGCAGCAACAACAGCAAGUUGUUACGACAACCAUAAAUCGUUGCUAUGUCUGCGACGAUGCAUUGGGUGCCAAUCAGGCUCAACAUCAACUAACAGAAAUGCAGACAACGCACACAACAACAAAAUUUCCCAAUAAAAUUGGUCAAUUGGUCGGAGAUGCCUUUAUGGUAAUCGUUAGUGUCGAGGAUGUUGUUUGUUCACGUUGUACAAAUCUCAUCAACUAUUUGGAUCGUUUGGAAAAUGAUGUCGAACGUGUUCGUACAAAUCUAAUGAAUUUGUUGCAUAAAAAAUAUGGUUUAAAUGAUGAUAGCGGUGGAAUUGUAAAUGCUGCUACAACUGUUGUCGCUAGUGGUGUUGGUACUCCAUCAAUUGCUGCUGCAGCUACCAAUGUUACAAAUAAUGUUUCUUCAUCGGCCACACUACAAGCACCGCCUAAUAAAUUACAAAAAUUAAAUAGUGGAGCAGCGGUUAGCGCUGUACAACAAAUGAAAAUAUCUACACAAUCUCCAACAAAUAUACAACAACAAUCGGCCGGCACACAAACGCUACAGCGUAAAACAACAAAAAUCUACAAGUGUUUAUCGUGCGACUAUAAGACCUCAGAUAUGCGUCUCUUCAAUACGCACUACGAAACAUGCAAACAUCAAAAUUUCCAAUGUAAAAACUGUAAGAAAAUAUUCCCCAACUUUGGAGCGAUGAAACAACACAUGGUACGUGAACAUAAUACACCCAUGGACAAUACAUGUGCUGUCUGUCACAUAAAUUUCGUAAGCGAAUCGGCUUUGCGUAAACACAUGGAAAUCAAUCAUAGUACGAAUGUGGUCGUAACAAGUACAACAACUCUACCCGUGUCGCAAAAUGCGGCACCAGCUGCAGAUCCUAUAACAGCGGUGAAUGCACAAGCUUCCCCGGGCACUACGACCACACCACUCUACACAUGUAAUCACUGUCAGUUCAAGUCCACAGACAAGAUAACAUUUGAUGAGCACAUGCGCAAACAUAUGUCUGGAGUUAAAUCGAAACCAUUUAAAUGUCGUCUGUGUGCUCAGCGCUUUGAGACUCGUGAGGCGGCCACAACACAUGCUAAACAACAUCAGGGAAAUGUAUUCAAGUGUGGUACUUGUUCCAUGUCUUUCCCCAAGAGAGAAAUGUUGGUUAAGCAUUUCGAGGAACAUCAACAGCAGCAACAGAAUACGCAACAACUUCAACAGCAGCAGGUUCAGCCACAACAGCAAAUGAUUACGAUUAAACAACAGCAGGCGCCGCAAGCUUCACAGAAUAUGCUGACCACUCAAAAGCUUUUGCAAGAUACUAUCGAUGAAGCUUUAAGUGAUUCAACCACACCAGUAACCACAACCCCCACGACAGACGUAACAGGAGCGGCUUCUGCCAAUAAUAUUCGUUUCUUCUCUUGUCACAUUUGUUCGUUGACAUUCAUACAGGAGAACUACUACAAUCAACACAUGGAAACCCAUAGAAGGGGAGACGGUACUACCAACACCGCUACAACUACGGCUAACACACAUAAAAAGACUUCCAAUACGGUCGUAGGAAACAAUUCAUUGUCCACUUUGAAUGCAGCCGCUUUGCUAAGUGAAGCAGCUCAACAGGAAACCAAUGAUAUGGUCCAUCACAAUGCUGACCUAAAUGUUCAUCAUCAGCAACAGCUUCAACAACAGCAGCAGCAAACUGCCACUAUGGGUAAUGCCGGCAAUAACACCAUUUCUGAGGCAGACAUAGAAAGCAUUUUUGAAAAAAUGCAUUCCGAUAAGGGAGACGCUGGUGUUACGGCCACAACAACAUCGUCUGGUAAUGGUGGCGGUAGCAAUGAUCAAGUUGUUAUUACAUCACAAGCUGGUUCCGGUGGUGGCAUAACCUUUAAUAUUACCAUACCCGGGCAAGAAGGAGCUGGCGUAGUAUCGACUAGCGAAGAUCACACCACUAAUACGACCACCACAACCACUGCACCCGUGUCGGUAAGCAUAGAUAUGCCCAUGCUUGACCAACCAGACGAUUCAACACAUGCUUCGACAACGACCACAACAACCACCACAACAGCAUCGACAAACCUGAAGUCAGAAUCACCAAAACCAACUACAACUGGACCGGUCAGCAUGCCCAGCCUAGACGAUGAUAACGAAGACCAACAACCUGCUAAUCCAACAAGCGCAUCUAAUGAGAAUUCCAAGAAUAUGGAAGAACCUGCCCAACAUAAUUCUGAAGAAACUGCAGCAUCUGCCUCAAAACAACCUGCCACAGAUGAGGGAGCCUCUAAAGCGGAAGAAUCUUCAGCAAACAAUCAUUCAUCUGAACAACCAGUUGAGGAUCAGACAGCUCUCGAAAAUACUGCCACGACAGACAACCAACAAACAGAAUCCGUAGCGGGCGAUGAAGCACAUCAACAACAACAGCAGCAGCAACAAGAAGGGACAGAAGCUGGACAAGAACAACAACAACAAACCCAUGAACAUCAUGAAUUAGCGGCCGGUUCUGAGGCUGGUGUUGCUGAGGGUGAACAACAACAGCAUGUUGCUAUGGAAUUGGACGAGGCUGCCAUGCAGGCUCAAGUUGAUGGGGGACAAAUUAAAUUUAUUCUCAACGAAAGUGGACAACUUUUGCAACUUGAUAAUCACAUUCUUACCGAUGCUGAUGGUAAUCAAAUUCUCGUACAAGAUCCCGAGCACAUACAACAAUUGCUCCAGUCGGUGGGUGUUCUUCAGUCUGGUGAGGGUCUCGAUGGUGAAACUCUUCAAAUGAUGACCGAUGCUAAUGGACAAAUGGUCUUGGUGCAGGGUGAAAACAAUGAAACCCAACUGAUUGAUGCCUCCCUUCUUAAUGCCGAAGGCCAACUGGUCAUACAGCAGUCACAGGAUGGUGAUGGUGGUGCCCAUGUCAUUGGCGAAGAUGGUACACGAAUUCCAGUAUCCGUUUCCUACACCGAAGAUGGUCAACCUAUUGUUCAGGUCCAACAACAAGUACUAGAAGCAGCCACUGGCGGCGGCGAGGCUGGUGUUAUGGAGAAAGACGCCUCUGGCGUAGAAGGAACAACAACAGCGGGUGGCACGGACAAAAUAGCUAUUAGCUCGGAUUAGGGGUGGCUGCUAUAAAAUGUGUAUCAUAUUCAU